Messenger RNA from Verticillium alfalfae VaMs.102, 1617 nucleotides. Its product is annotated as lactose permease. Gene Ontology annotation, cellular component: membrane. Gene Ontology annotation, molecular function: carbohydrate:proton symporter activity. Lineage: Eukaryota; Fungi; Ascomycota; Sordariomycetes; Glomerellales; Plectosphaerellaceae. The coding region runs from base 1 to 1617 and encodes 538 amino acids. The transcript has 6 exons. Gene Ontology annotation, biological process: transmembrane transport; carbohydrate transport. The record is from RefSeq and is a predicted model, not a curated record.
AUGGGGAUCAACACCGGCAGCUCUGCCGACCCCAUUGUCACUCGGCUCGUAGCCGAGGACAAGGUGCCUUUUUGGAGGAAGCCAAACCUUCGAAUCAUGUACAUUUGGCUGUUCCUCUGUUGCAUGGGCGUCGAGAUGACCUCUGGUUUUGACUCGCAGCUCAUCAAUACGCUGCAGUUCUCCCCCAACUUCAACAAAUACUUUGGCGAUGGCUACCUGAACGAGGACGGGAAGCCUGCCAUCGAGCCCAGCAUGUUGGGAUUCAUCUCGUCCUGCUACCAACUUGGAUCUAUCUUGGGUGUGCCAAUUGCCCCGUGGUUCAACCAGAAGUACGGCAGGCGGUGGUCUAUCAUGACGGGUUCUAUCAUCAUGGUCAUCGGUGCUCUUCUGCAGGGUUUCUCUCAACACAUUGGCAUGUACAUCAUCUCCCGCAUGCUGCUCGGCCUCGGCAUCGUGUUCGCCAUUAUUUCGGGUGCCGCUAUGAUCGCCGAGCUUGGCCAUCCGAAGGAGCGCCCUGUCCUAACAUCCCUCUUCAACGCGAGCUGGUACAUCGGCUCCAUCAUAGCCUGCGCCAUCUCGCUGGCGACCGUUGAGAUCAAAUCACACUGGAGCUGGCGCAUUCCAUCGCUGCUUCAAAUCUGUCCAUCAGUGCUGCAGAUUGCUACGGUUUUCCUGCUGCCCGAGAGUCCGCGAUACCUCAUCAGUCAUGACCGAGACGAUGAAGCCUACGCAAUCCUCAUCAAGUACCACGCAGAGGGUGACGUCAACUCCGAGCUUGUCAGGGCUGAGAUGGCUCAAAUGAAGGCUACCAUCGCCUUGGAGAUGCAGCACUCGAAACAAUCAUGGUGGGACCUAUUCAGAACAGCCGGCAUGCGACGCCGUGUACUCAUCACUGUCUUCAUUGGCUUAUUCACGCAAAUGUCUGGAAACACCCUGCUCUCGUACUAUGCAAACCUCCUUUUCGAUAUGAUGGGAUUCACCAGCACCUACGCCAAGUCGAGAAUCAACAUUGCCAACCAGUGCUGGGGCUUAAUCAACUCGACCGUCAUGGCUCUCAUCGUCACGCGUUUUAGGAGACGAUGGAUGUACAUGAUUUCCGCCACAGGCAUGCUCCUCGUCUUCACCAGCAUGACCAUUUCCUUCGAGCGCCUCCGCUUUGCCAAGGACAACGGUUUCAAGAACCAAUCCGCCCAAUACGCGGCUCUGUUCUUCUACUUUGCUUACUCGCCAUGCUACAACAUGGGUAACAAUGCAUUGACCUACACAUAUCUCGUCGAGCUCUGGCCCUACGCUCAGCGCACCAUGGGUAUCGGUGUCCAGCAGAUCUUCGGCAAGGCCGGCGGCUUCUUCUCCACCAACGUCAACCCCCUCGCCCUCACUGAGCUCGACUGGAAGUACUUUGCUAUUUACUGCGCUUGGAUCUUUUUCGAGCUCGCCUUCAUCUACUUCAUGUACCCCGAGACGUACAACCGCACCCUCGAGGAGCUGGCCUUCUUGUUUGAGGACAAGGCAAACUACGACCAGGCCGCUGCAGCUGUCACGAAGCAGCUUGAUGCACCGGAUGUGCAGCAGGUGGAGAGUCGUGAAGUGGGAGAGCCCCCUAAGUCGCUGGCCUAA